AUGACGCCCCCAGUUAUUGCAGACAACUGCUGCUACCUCUCCAACUACGACGUACAAGACAUGUCUACAACACCAAAACUCCGCCUUAUCGUCAAAAAAUGGGACCAAAUAAACCCAAAUCCAACAACGGAAAGAAAACGAAAAAUCGCGGACGCCAACAAGUUGGAAUUGCAAACAGUUUCCAACUGGUUUGUGAACAAAAGGGACAAAGUUAAAAAUCCCGAGAAAUGGGAAGAGAUGAAAGAGAAGAAGCGAAUUUGGGGACGUGAGCAACGUAUGAAAAUAAAAGCUCAGCUGAACAGACGCCCUCCGAAACAAGGUUUAAAGAGUUCCACUGUCCAACAACAGAACAGUGCGAAAUCUGGGGACAACAGAUUGAGUUGA
Molecule: messenger RNA, 384 nt
Organism: Caenorhabditis remanei
Lineage: Eukaryota; Metazoa; Nematoda; Chromadorea; Rhabditida; Rhabditidae
Exons: 4
Coding region: 1-384 (127 amino acids)
Biological process (GO): regulation of DNA-templated transcription
Molecular function (GO): DNA-binding transcription factor activity, RNA polymerase II-specific; DNA binding
Source: RefSeq, a predicted model, not a curated record